AUGGGAAACAAGGUGGUCACCUUCACGGAGCAGCAGCUCGAGGACUACCAGGACUGUACAUUCUUUACAAGGAAAGAAAUUCUAAGAGUGUUCAAACGGUUCCGUGAGGUGAACCCCGAGCUGAUCCCUAAGAGCAUGACGGAGAACCAGGCGCACAGCAUCGUCGUGCCCGUCCACGAGAUAGAGAAGCUGCCGGAACUCAGGGAGAACCCGUUCAAGCGGCGCAUCUGCGAGGUGUUCUCGCACGACGGCUCCGGGAACCUCACCUUCGAGGACUUCCUCGACAUGAUGUCCGUCUUCAGCGAGGCCGCGCCACGCGACAUCAAGGCUUGGUACGCGUUCCGCAUCUAUGACCUUGACGACGAUAUGUACAUCGGGCGCGGCGACCUGCUGCAGGCGGCGCGGCUGCUGACACGCGGCCAGCUGACGGCGCGCGAGCUGCAGGACGUGGUGGCCAGCGUGCUGGACGAGGCCGACCUCGACGCCGACCAGCGCCUCUCCUUCAUGGACUUCGAGCACGUCGUCGUGCGCGCCCCGGACUUCCUCUCCACCUUCCACAUCCGCGUCUGA
Molecule: messenger RNA, 570 nt
Organism: Cydia amplana
Lineage: Eukaryota; Metazoa; Arthropoda; Insecta; Lepidoptera; Tortricidae
Gene: Cib2
Product: calcium and integrin-binding family member 3
Exons: 5
Coding region: 1-570 (189 amino acids)
Biological process (GO): calcium ion homeostasis
Molecular function (GO): magnesium ion binding; calcium ion binding
Source: RefSeq, a predicted model, not a curated record